UUUACACACACUAACACACUCAUGUGACACACUGACGCAUAUUUAUCAAUUUACACAUUUAUAUAUGUAACGUAUAUGUGACUCUCUCUUUUGUUUGUAUAUAUUAAUAAGCUUUUGUUUUUGCCAUAAAACAUGAAAGCCAAUAUGUUUUAUUGUGCAUCGCAAGCAUCGACCGCUACGGCUAACGACGAACGUACCGUCACGGCUCGAGCCAUCGACCGCCAUAACCCGAUUAUCAAAGAUGGUAGAAGAUCUUUCACUGCACCGUGUUCCUCCGGGGAUGACUACGUUGCUCCCUACCGUCAGCUUUCCAAAAUUACGAGAAUACCCUCCUCCUCCGGCGACGGGAAGAGUGUUCAGGUGGAUAAAGGAAGGAGGAGCAAUUCAGGGUCGUUGAUGAAGCUGAUUAGCAGUGACGUCAGCUUAGCUAGGAAGAGUUUUGGUUGUGUUGUUGCAACGCCCAAAACUCCUCCCGGUUCUACUAGGUAUCUUCUGGGAUCCGACCCUGUUUCUUUAGCCGGGUCUACGGGUCAGGAUACGGUUGCAACGGUGGAGGGUGAAGCUUUUGGGCCAAAAAUAGGCUCUUCUGGUGCCGUAGAAGAGAAGAAGAAGUCUUAUGGUUCAGGUUCAGACCAGGUGGUUGUUCUUAGAGUGUCUCUUCACUGUCACUGCAGAGGCUGUCAAGGCAAAGUGAAGAAACAUCUAUCCAAAAUGCAAGGUGUGACAUCCUUCGACAUAGAUUUUGCUUCAAAGAAGGUAACUGUGACUGGAGACAUCACUCCUUUGGAAGUAUUGGGUUGCCUCUCAAAGGUCAAAAAUGCCCAAUUCUGGACACCACCUCCAUCAUCAAUCCCAAGGGCAAAUCUGGAAACCUAAAAGAAUCACACACUUUUGUGUAUUUGUAUUGUCUUCCUCUCAUUUGUUUGAAUCAGAUCAAUGGUAAAAUGUUGAGACUUUCCUACUUUUAUGAUGAAACUAUCAUUACAGGGACACAUGCUUCUUUAUGAUGAAGUUCUCAUUACAUAUUGCAUUA
Molecule: messenger RNA, 1033 nt
Organism: Arabidopsis lyrata subsp. lyrata
Lineage: Eukaryota; Viridiplantae; Streptophyta; Magnoliopsida; Brassicales; Brassicaceae
Product: protein SODIUM POTASSIUM ROOT DEFECTIVE 3
Exons: 3
Coding region: 133-876 (247 amino acids)
Molecular function (GO): metal ion binding
Source: RefSeq, a predicted model, not a curated record